CCCCAAUAUCCCUUUGGAAUUAUUCGUUGGGUACCUGGUGACCAUUCCAUGAUCUGGAGGAGCAAACUACUUGUUGUAGCAGACUGAUUAUCUCAAUCCAAAUCAUCUUUAAGAGCUUGGAAUCUAGGACAAGGUCAACAUGGAUAUCGUUGCGAAUCCAGCAGUGCAGCUGCAGGACAUGCCAGCCGGGGCCAGUGCGGAAACUGCUAAUGUCGAAUGCGAGGGUGCCAGUUUGCGAAAGACGAUAUCCAGGAUGACAGGACGAUCGAGAAGAUCCGGGAAAGAUAUGUUUGAAAUGCAAAAUGAGACGGGCGUACAGGCGCAAAGGCAAGCAGCUGCAGAUUUGAACCCGGACGAACAGCCGACUACAGACCGCGUCGAUGAAGAGGUAGCAGAUACGGUCGAUCCUGAAGACCAUUUUCCUGAAGGCGGAUUACGAGCUUGGUCAGUCGUUGUCGCAGCAUUCUUUCUUCUUUUCCCAUCCUUCGGCCUGAUGGUCUCCAUUGGCACACUGCAGGAUUACUGGCAACAACACCAACUCUCGGAAUACACUGCACGAGAUCUGGGCUGGAUACCAUCCGUAUUUGUCUAUCUCUCCCUCGCACUGGGAAUAUGGAUAGGACCCCUUUUCGACCGCUACGGCCCUCGAUGGUUGGCACUCUUUGGGAGUAUUGGCUACCUCGCCAUGACCUUCCUCCUCGCCGAAUGCUCCAAAUACUGGCACUUCAUGCUCUGCGUCGGUCUCCUCGGCGGCGUAGCUGGCGCUGCUCUCACUACGACCUCCCUGGCCGCCGUUGCCCACUGGUUCAAAGCGCGGCGAGGUCUGACUCAAGGCAUUGCCAUGAUGGGCAGUUCCUGCGGCGGCCUCACUAUCCCGUUGAUCCUCCGCUUCACGCUCCCACACUAUGGCUACACCUGGUCGAUACGAAUCCUGGGCUUCAUUUUCGUCGUCUGCUUCGCUAUCGGUAAUGUCCUCAUCAAGCCUAGGAUACCACCUUCCACAGUCACUAAAAAGAAAUCCAUCAUCUCGCUUUCCAUAUUUGGCGACCUCCGCUUUAGUCUCUUCACCAUCUCAGUCUUCGGCUUCGAAGUCGUGCUAUUCGGUGCCUUGGGCAUUCUUCCCACUUACGCCACCCUUUCCGCCUCCUUUCCCCCAUCAACAGGCUUCUACCUCAUCUCAGUCCUCAAUGGCGUGUCCUGCCUCGGUCGCAUCCUCCCGGGCUACGCUGCCGACAAACUAGGCCGCUUCAACACCCUCCUCAUCAUGUCCAUCGUCACCCUCAUCUUCAUGCUUGUCCUAUGGCUGCCGUUCGGGACAACCUCUCUUCCAUCUCUCUACGCAUUUGCGUCCCUCUUCGGCUUCGGAACCGGCUCGUGGAUGGCGCUGACGCCCGUCUGUGUCGGCCAGCUCUGCCGCGCCGAGGAGUUUGGGAGGUACUACGGCAGCAUGUAUUUCAUUGCCAGCCUUGCCACGCUCGUGUGCAUACCGAUUUCCGGGGAACUGGUUGAGGUCGUAGGGCCUCAGGCUAUGGUUGGGUUCUUUUGCGUCGUGCUGGGGUUGAGUCUGGUCGCGUUCGUGUUUAGUAGAUGGGCUUGUCUGGGACGGAGGUGGACUGUCAGGGCAAAGGUCUGAUGAUCUGCCCCUUAAUGAUGUUCAUGUUUCACGCAAUUGUUACAUCCAUAUCCCUUUCUUUUUACCAGGUUCGCCCUCCUUCUCAUGGUGGGAUUGACCUGGUGUGUUGGUUGUUCCCAAUGUUCUGGCGUUGAGGGUGAUAUGCAUUAGCGAGAAUCAAAAGGCGUUCAUCAGCGGAUUUCCCCACCCCAUACAAGCAAAGCGUUCAAUUAGUAUAUAUGUUCGAGCAUUCUUUGCCAUGUUCUAUUCGUUUUCGAGACGACUGUGUUUUAUUCAACAGCUACACCAGCCUUUCUUGAAUUGAAUAAUCCGUG
Molecule: messenger RNA, 1947 nt
Organism: Aaosphaeria arxii CBS 175.79
Lineage: Eukaryota; Fungi; Ascomycota; Dothideomycetes; Pleosporales
Product: MFS general substrate transporter
Exons: 1
Coding region: 140-1633 (497 amino acids)
Biological process (GO): transmembrane transport
Cellular component (GO): fungal-type vacuole membrane
Molecular function (GO): transmembrane transporter activity
Source: RefSeq, a predicted model, not a curated record